GGAGGCCCUAAAGGAAGAGAAUGACUCUCUGCGCUGUCAGCUGGAUGCCUACAGGAACGAGGUGGAGCUGCUGAAGCAGGAGCAGGGCAAGAACCAAGAACACACACCUCCACAACACAGUGAAGAGGACACCAUCAGGCAGCAACAACUAACCUUUCUACAACAGGCACUACAGGGAAUGCAGAAGGUACUACUUCUACCACACAUACACAGUGGAGUUAACUUCUUGCAGCAGGUCCUACUUUGGAUUUCUUUUAAGCAAUUUCACAGGAAUCUUUAACUUCCUGGUUCCAUACAGAUAUUAAACCCCUGCAGAUUCUGGCUGGUGAGACUCAUAAUCCAUUGGUUUGGCUUCUUGGGGUGACUAGUCGUUUUGUGGAAAAGGGACUUUUAAUAGAGGUGGAUAGAGAACUGCCCUCCCAAUCACACACACACACAUACGCACGCACGCACACACACACACACACACAACACUGAGAAAGAGGGAGAGUGAGGGACAGGGCGAGAGAGAGGGACAGGGAGAUAGAGAGGGAUAGGGAGAGAGAGAUGCAAGGUGAAAACGAGAGCAGCAGAGGGGUGCACUCUGAGAGUACGAUGGAUAGAGACGGUCAUGCUCAUAUGAAUAGACAGAUGGUAAUUACUUUUCUAACAAACAAGUUUGAACAUUUCCAUGAAAAUAUUAAAUGAAUGGAUUAAAAGACACAAAUCAGAUGCUUCUUAUUGCUCUGUGCUAAAUUGCGGGCUCUGGCGUAUUACCAUAAAAUGUUGUCAGCAGGUGACUUGAGUCUGCCCAGGUUCUGCGAAUUUCUUCCACUUGUGAGUCAUGUAAUAAUACGUGCGUAUUUCAGCCUAAACCCAACUGAGACUGUGAUGUUUUUUUUAUAAGAUUAAAUGGAUAAGGAGAAAGGACUUUUCAGCUUCUACAUGGUUCUGACCUGGAGAAGCAGAGACACUACAUAGAGAAGCUAUGAGCUAAAAGUUCCUUACUCAAUGGUAAAUCCUGAAACAUAAGGAGGAUUAGCACCGCUGGCUAACUUGGUUUCCUCUAUGGAGCUGAUGCAUAAAGGGUUAAUUACUAGCAAGCGCCAUAUGCCUAUUGUAAGCAAGCAUCUGUGGCUAUAACUGUGUCUUCUUUGUCUUAAGGGUUAGGUAGCAUUUAUGGUUAUCUGUGUUAUUUACAAAGCAUGCUCAUCUGUUUUUUUGUGUUUUGUUGGUGUAAUUUUAGCAGGCCAAAAAUAUUUUGGCUGGUAAAAAAUCUGAUUUUUUUAAAUCUACCUGCCACAGUGGCUGGUGGACAAAAUAAUUAAUUGUAUACCCUGCCUCUCUCUGUAGCAGACGCUUAAGGGUUAGUUAGCAUCUGUGGCUAACUGCCAUGUCUGUGGCAGAACCUAAGCGUUAGUUAGCAUUUGGGGCUAUCUGUCUUCUCUCUAAAGAUUUGUUAAAAUCUGUAGUUUCCUCCCGAGUGGCGCAGCGGUCUAAGGCACUGCAUCGCAGUCACUACAGACCCGGUUUCGAUCACAGGCUGUGUCGCAGCAAUUGGCCCAGCGUCAUCCGGGUUAGGGGAGGGUUUGGCCGACUGUAACUACCAAUUGGAUAUCACGAAAUUGGUGAGAAAAAGGGGUAAAAAGUAGUAUUUAACUUAGCCUCUGUAUCAGAAGCUUCAAAGGAUACAGUUGCACAGUUGCUAAUUAGCAUUAGCAUAAUGACUGGAAGUCUGCUAACAGAUACCAUAGACUUUCAGUCAUUGUGCUAAUGCUAGUUAAACAUUGGCUUGUGAAACUACCUCUAACUUUUUUCAUUCUUGUCAUAAAAAUGGUAUCCACGAGUUCAUCUGACUCUGGGGAAGUAGAUAAAGGGCCUCAUUGCCAAUAUCCUGAAGUAUCCCUUUAAAGGUUAGUUAGCAUAUGUGGCUCAAAGUAUGUCCUCUGUGUUUGCAGCAACUGCUGAAGAUGUGUGAAGAAAUGAAACAGAGGGAGGCGGAGCUGGAGAAGAGUGUGGAGGACAAACAGCAGCUUGAGAGCCAAGUACAGAGUCUCAAGGAAGGACUGGAGAGUCUGAAGAAAACACGCACACCACAGGUCAGUAACACAGACACACAACACACACACCACAGGUCAGUCACACACACACACACACCACAGGUCAGUAACACAGACACACAACACACACACCACAGGUCAGUAACACAGACACACAACACACACACCACAGGUCAGUAACACAGACACACAACACACACACCACAGGUCAGUAACACAGACACACAACACAUGCCCUUCACAGGCCCUAACACACACUGUCAUAGUGCAAGCUUUAAAGAACACUUGACAGUUUGGCUCAUUUGAAAGGCGCCUGUGGUUUGAAAUGGAAUUACCAUAUGGUAGACUUGAAUUACAAUUUAUUUUGUUUCAUUCCACAAUGGUAUUACAUUUCUUCAAUAUCUUAACUCACAGUGGUAAAGAAGUGUCCCCACUAGACAUUGAUUUCAAACAGUUAAUUUAGAAUUCCAUAGAGAGAGGGGUCGAAUAGAAUGAUGUAUAUAGAGAGAGACGGGUCAUUUUAGUAGUAUGCCAUACAGAGCAUUCGGAAAGUAUUCAGACAAGGGGUCUGAAUACUUUCCGAAUGCACUGUAUAUAGAGAAAGACUGCUCAAUCAUCUUUACAUCAAACUAGCCUCUUCAAACUAUCUACUAGAUUCACCACCACUUUCUGACUAACUUCUUUACACUAAACCAGCCUCUGUAAACUGAAACAGCAUACUACAUUUACCAAGUAUCACAAUACUGUUUAUGGCGCUGUGCCACUGCACAGGCUAAAACAUCUUCAUACUAGCCAUAUAAAGAGAACUGCCAAAAUAAAGGAAACACUUGAGUAAAUGAGGGAUACGAAGUAUAUUGAAAGCAGGUGCUUCCACACAGGUGUGGUUUUCUGAGUUAAUUAAGCAAUUAACAUCCCAUCAUGCUUAGGAAGAUGUAUAAAAAAAAGUGUGUGUGUGUCACCAGAUCUCAACCCAAUUGAACACUUAUGGGAGAUUCUGGAGGAGCCCCUGAGAUGGUGUUUUCCACCACCAUCAACAAAACCCCAAAUGAUGGAAUUUCUCGUGGAAGAUUGGUGUCACAUCCCUCCAAUAGAGUUCCAGACACUUGUAGAAUCUGGAUAAGAGCGUCUGCUAAAUGACUUAAAUGUAAAUGUAAACUAAGGCGCAUUGAAGCUGUUCUGGCGGCCCGUGGUGGGACAAUGCCCUAUUAAGACACUUUAUGUUGGUGUUUCCUUUAUUUUGGCAGUUACCUGUAUAUAGAUAGCCUACGCGCUUGAAGGUGCACUUUACAUUAGUUGUAUAUCUUUAGCAGCUAAAAUCUAUAUUGUCCCCUAUAGAGCUGUAAUCAGGGCAUAAAAUUAACUUUUUGGUCCACCAGCCACUGUGGCAGGUAGAUUAAAAAAUAUUUUUUGCAAUUCAUUUAGCAGCUAUUAAUCAAAACCGCUACUGCAGCAUUUAUAUUACUAUAAAUGUGAUAAUACUUGACUAUUUUUAUUCACAAAUGCGAGUGAAAUGCUCGCACUGUGGAGCCCUGACCACCCACCAACUUGGCUGGUGAAAUAUACAUCUUAUCCACCAAUGCCACAAUCUACCCGUGUGUGUUAAUGUUAGGCCCUGGCUGUAAUAAAGCCAGUGUUAAUGCUUGUGUUGCUCAUGGGAUAACGUUGGCUGAGCAGGAUUCCAGAGGGAGGGUUGACAAGAGCAUGAGCUUCCUGUUCAAUCAGCUAUUUAGUCAGAUAAAGAGAAUACUGAUAUGAGAGUCAAAUGGUGCGUGCUCCAUAUUUGAUUGCAUGUUUUCCGAUCUAGACAAAUGUUCUCUUCUCUGCCUCCCGUCGGCGCUUGGCUAGUUGUUUCAUUGACUUUGGUGAAUUAGUCAUUCUAGACCUGGUGGCUGGGUAAUAUAUAUUAAUUAAAAUCAUAGAAAGUGACAGAGUUGUCAAUAUCUGGUUUAAUGGUGAUGCCAUAGAUUAGAAUGCCACUAGGUGAUCCAUGGGAAAUAUAUAGAGAUGAUCCCCUUCCAGUGAUCCAUGGGUAAUAUGGUAAUUAAAGCAUGUUUACACACAGAGAUGAACCCCUUCCAGUGAUUCAUGGGUAAUAUGGUAAUUAAAGCAUGCAUACAUGCAUACAUUAACCCCUUCCAAUGAUCCAUGGGUAAUAUGGUAAUUAAAGCAUGUAUACACACAGAGAUGGCUCACUGGAGACUCAUUAACAGAAGAUAGAAGUCUAUUUGAGGAAGGCGUUACUCUCUAGAUUUGUGGCCAUUGUGGAAUGAUAGUGUGUGUUGCCAACUUGUUAACCCCAGAGCCCAAUUCACUGUCCAAGUUGUCACCAAGCAUUAUGUAUUCUAGCUUUUUCGGUUACUGUACCACCAACUGAAUUUUGCUCUGCCCGGAGUACCCCUGGAGUACCCCCUCAUGAGCAUUUUACCAGUAAGCCUAUGGUCUCAUGAGUCUUCUCAAGUACCCCCUGUGGAUAGGCCAAGUACCCCUAGGACCCCUGGUUGGGAACCACUGUUCUAGAGCAGGUCGUUCUAUUAACAGGCAAUCUCAUCACCAGAAGAACACACACUAUUCUCUGUGUCCCUUCAUCUAGAACCACUGAAUCGGGCUUCAUUACAUUGACAUUUACGUCAUUUAGCAGACGCUCUUAUCCAGAGCGACUUACAAUCUAGGACCACUGAAUCAGGCUUCAUCUAGGACCACUGAAUGAGGCUUCAUCUAGGACCACUGAAUCAGGCUGUCUUAACCAUUUUAAUAGAAAACGGAGAUAGACACCACUCACUGUGUGAAUACCAGUCGUGAACAGAAGACAUUUUGACAUCCAAUUAUGUUUGGUUCUUACUCAUGGAAAGAACACAGAUUAAUAUGUACUGUAUGUCUCUGCUCUAUCUAAUCUGAUCUGAUUCUAUAUCUUUUUGCACAAUACAACAUACCCCCUCAGACUAUUCAGGGAUUGUAUAUGUGAUGUUGACCUCUCCCUUACAGUUUUUUAUAGUGGUCUUGCCUGAGGAGAAAGUGUGUCUGUAUGUUUGCAUGAGUGUGUGACAUGUUUGUCAGUGACGGCUUUUCUCAUUUUUAUGAUUGACUCUAGCUGGAGACAUCACCGCGAGAUGACAGAGGGAGCGAGGAGAGUGCUGAUCAAGUCAAUGUAAGUGGAAAAUAGAUUUGACCCUCUCCAUCCCUCUCUCUCCCCCUCUGUUCCCCAUCUCCCUUUCUCUGUUCCUCACUUUCUCUCAUCUCCCAGAUACAUGACAGAUCACCUAGUCGGCUCAGAGAUUCGAACCAGCAACCUUCCGGUUACUGGCCCAAUGCUCUUAACCGCUAGGCUACUUGCCGCCCCACACGCAUGUGUGUUUAAAUAAGAAUGUGAAUAUUAGACAGUGACGGCUUUUCUCAUUUUUAUGAUUGACUCUAGCUGGAGACAUCACCGCGAGAUGACAGAGGGAGCGAGGAGAGUGCUGAUCAAGUCAAUGUAAGUGGAAAAUAGAUAUGACCCUCUCCAUCCCUCUCUCUCCCCCUCUAUUCCCUGUCUCUGUUUCUCUGUUCCUCACUUUCUCUCCUCUUCCAGUGACAUGACAGAUCAUUACAGACCAAUCCAGUGCAGGAUGACUUUAUUUGUCGCAGGAUAAAUCAACCCGACACAACUGGAUUAGGAAAUCAAGCAGUGCCCACACACACUCUCUCACACCACACACCUCAGUCACACAGACACAAACACACAUACCUGACCCUCCCUCCUCCAGCCUGUCAGAAGCCCACAGCAAACAACAGCUUCAUCAUUAGCAUCGCUAACACUCUCUCUCACUCUUCUCUGGUAGAACUAUUGCUGUGGUCUCCACUCUGAAAUAUCUCCUGCCUUUGUCUCCCCUCUCUUCUUCCAUCUGUCUGAUAUCAAAGUGGUGCGUUAUCGGGGCUGCUAUGCACUGAUUGCUUGUGUGUGUGGGCAGGCGGGCGUCAUCUACCAGUCUAAGUGUUUUCUCCUCUUGUCCUGUAGGAGGCGACAGCGUUAGAAGUGGUUUCCUGCAGUCAGGAGAAGGAGAGUCUGCCCCCAGAGAAGAUUCCCUCCAGUCCUGUUUACUCUGAGAGAGAGGCCUUGCUAGUUGGUACGUUCACUUAAAAUUACUAUAACCUAACUUCCAACAUUAUUUUAAUGUUAUAUUAACCUAACUAUAGAGGAGAAGAUCCAGUCCAGUCCACUCUGAGAGAGAGAGAGGCCCAGCUAGUCGGUACAUUCACCUAACAUGACUAUAACGUUACUAGGCCUAUAACAUUAGUAUAACGUUAUGUUACCCUAACAUUAGUAUACAGGAGAAGAUUCCCCCAAGUCUUGUCAACUCUGAGGGAGAAGCCCUGCUUGUUGUUACGUUCAGACAUUACUGUAACAUUACUACAACCUUACAACAACAUUCGUACCUACAGAGGAGAACCUUCCCCUAGCGCUGUCCACUCUGGCAGAGAGGCUCUGCUUGUUGGUACAUUUUUUGCUAAUUAAACAGGUUAUUUUUAGAGAAACUUUCAUCAUCCUCAAUCAUCAAGCAGGUUAUUUGUGGAAAGUCUGGUUUUCCUCCCCAGUUUAUUACCAGUUCUCUGGGCUGGUUCACACGUUUUAAUUGGCUGGUUGACUGAGGCCUUCAGCACCUCUACUGUUUCUAAUCACCACAGCCUUCUGGCACAUUCUCCAUUUCAGUGGAGGGUACUUUACACAGGGAAUGGUUGGUCCUGGAUCAAAUAGAUUUUAUGAAAGUGAUGUCUUGUGGAGUUACAAGGGAAAGGAAUUGUGGAGUUACAUUUAGGCCUAUGCCAGAUGGCAGGAUACACACUACUGUCUGUUAGUGGGAGUUACGUGUCCUGUCCCACGGUGGUGUCAUGCCAGAAUGAUCAUAGGAUUGGCUCAGAGGUAGUUAUGUAGCCAAUGGGGCGCUCCGCUCCCUCCCUCCAUGCCGGCCCACUCUGACUGCUCAGCAUAGACGGCUGCUGAGGAUUCUGGGUCGUUCUCUCUGUCAAAAUCACUUUACAUGACGUUAUGUCUGAAGAUGAAUUGAAGGGAGCACCACAGGGAAAAAGGGACAUUGGCUACAAAGUGAACUCAUUAAGAAAGUAAGGUCUGCAUCCUACAUUUACAUUUUAGUAAUUUAGCAGACACUCUUAUCCAGAGCGACUUACAGUUUAGUGAGUGCAUACAUUUUCAUACUGGCCCCCAUGUGGGAAACGAACCCACAACCCUGGCGUUGCAAGCGCCAUGCUCUACCAACUGAGCUACACGGGGCCACGUGUCUUCAACUGCUUUAUCCCCCUCUAGAGCAGGGAUUCCAACCUAGGGGUCACAAUAUGUAUAAACCAAUCUAUAACGAUGCUUAAUGCUAGAAACAAGCAGUAAAAUGCCUGAGGAAGACGCGACUCUGAUGCAUAUGGGGAUAUAAAUUGGACUUUGCUUUUUCCUCCAGUGUCUCAUCUGGUUUAUCAGUGUGUGUGUGUGUGUGUGUGUGUUUUCUGAGCUGGCUCCUCAGUGGACUAUAAGAUGUUAUUACACAAGGGUUCAGGAUUAUAAGUAGUGGAUGAUCUGAUCAAUGAGUUGAUAGCAGAUGGUAUUGUUGGAAUUCAUGCUGGUGGUGUGUGCGCACAUGCAUGUGAAGCCCCAUGGUGCUCUGAUCAGAGAAGCUUUCAUGUAGAAAGCACAUGCAUGUGAAGCCCCAUGGUGCUCUGAUCAGAGAAGCUUUCAUGUAGAAAGCACAUGCAUGUGAAGCCCCAUGGUGCUCUGAUCAGAGAAGCUUUCAUGUAGAAAGCACAUGCAUGUGAAGCCCCAUGGUGCUCUGAUCAGAGAAGCUUUCAUGUAGAAAGCACAUGCAUGUGAAGCCCCAUGGUGCUCUGAUCAGAGAAGCUUUAAUGUAGAAAGCACAUGCAUGUGAAGCCCCAUGGUGCUCUGAUCAGAGAAGCUUUAAUGUAGAAAGCACAUGCAUGUGAAGCCCCAUGGUGCUCUGAUCAGAGAAGCUUUCAUGUAGAAAGCACAUGCAUGUGAAGCCCCAUGGUGCUCUGAUCAGAGAAGCUUUAAUGUAGAAAGCACAUGCAUGUGAAGCCCCAUGGUGCUCUGAUCAGAGAAGCUUUAAUGUAGAAAGAAGCGUCAAAGUCCUCAUUAAACACUUCUCUUAAUCUGGACGGUUCAAACACAAGAGUCUUCCACAGAGCUGGGAGUGCUUUGGGGAAGACGGACACACUUGAAGUCCAGACACAUUUAAUCAGUCAGACAACAUGAGUUGACUAGUGGUCUGUUGAAUGUGAGGUUCUCAUUGGCUUUCAUUUUGAUCAGAUGGGUAAAUCAACAGUCAGACGGAAUUUAGGUGUUUGUACAUAUGAUUGUAGGGUUGUAGUUAUAGAGUAUUAAACUACAUGUUAAUAUGGUAUGCCAGUUUGAUUGACAGCUGUAUUGAUGUCCCUGUUUGUCCUUCCUCAGGGAUCAUCUCUACGUUCCUCCAUGUCCACCCGUUUGGAGCCAGCAUCGAGUACAUCUGCUCUUAUCUACAGCAGCUGGACUCCAAGGUACUGCUGGCACACUGUAACAGCUUUGACUUGAGGUUAUUAUUUGUUAGGGUUGCCAGGUAGGUCGUGCCUACCAGAGAAAAUAUUGAUUUCUCCUUUUUGUUUGUGAGGGAAUUAAUCCGGUCUGGUCUGUCAAGUCUACACCAAUACAAAAGACUCAUGUAAAAGUCAGUAUAGAAAUACACUUUAAAAGAUUGGAAAUAACUUCAAAAUGUUAUUUUGCGUUGGUUGUAUUACCAAAAUAAAUGAUCACACACAUAACGUCACAACACAAUGAUCUCUGGUUCCUCAAGUCCUGUACCUCGGGCCUAAAAAGGGUCCAGCUCAGUAAAUGAGUUCAAGUGACCUUAGUCACGCAAUGUUUGUCCGUUUUUUUUUUAUUUUUAAAUUGUACCUUUAUUUAACUAGGCAAGUCAGUUAAGAACAAAUUCUUAUUUACAAUGACGGCCUACACCGGCCAAACCCGGACGAUACUGGGCCAAUUGUGCGCCGCCCUAUGGGACUCCCAAUCACGGCCGGUUGUGAUACAGCCUGGAAUCGAAUCAGGGGGUCUGUAGUGACGCCUCAAGCACUGAGAUGCAGUGCCUUAGACCGCUGCGCCACUCGGGAGUUCAUAAAGUGUAGCUUAACCCAAGUCUCAAUCAUACAAUUAAAAUCUCUAACUCUUUUACCCCACAACAAUAUCAGAACUCCCAGUAGUCUUCACCAACAACUGAACAUAUAACCUAACACGGUGUAAAUCACGCUAAAACAAAUGAAAUUCCAGUUGGAAAAAGUUGUAGUCAGGCAGUCAGUCAAUCCAAUCCAUCAACAGAUCUCCAGCUGAGAGGUCACAGAGAACAGCGGAGACCAACUGAGAUGUGUUGUCCAAAGGAAGAAAUUAGUGGAUCUGGUCCUGGUUAAUCUUGAGACACGGCUACAAAGCACACAAUACAACAAAACAAACGGAGUAAAGGAGCUUCGGAAACGAGGGUUCAACACUUCCUCAUUCGCAACACCGUCGCAACCCUUUUUUUGCGCAGCUGAUGCUGGUGCAGGCAGCUUCCCCCUAAUGCAAUUUGAAUCAUCCCCUUGUGACAGCAGAGCCCCAUCGUGCAGCAAGGGUUUCCUCAUGCAGCCAGGUCCUUCACAUCUAAUUUGAUCCCACUGGUGCAGGCAGGGCCCUCAUGAUGCUGAGGCUCAGGUUAGAGUUGGGGUUAAUGAAAAGACAAGCCCCACUCCCUCCACUCGGUGUAGCUACCAUAGACAUGAAUAAAGGAUAUCUCUCUGUAUCUCCCAUAGCUACAGUACUAUAUACAUGAAUAAGGAUAUCUCUCUGUAUCUCCCAUAGCUACAGUACUAUAGACAUGAAUAUAGGAUAUCUCUCUGUAUCUCCCAUAGCUACAGUACUAUAGACAUGAAUAUAGGAUAUCUCUCUGUAUCUCCCAUAGCUACAGUACUAUAGACAUGAAUAUAGGAUAUCUCUCUGUAUCUCCCAUAGCAACAUUACUAUAGACAUGAAUAUAGGAUAUCUCUCUGUAUCUCCCAUAGCUACAGUACUAUAGACAUGAAUAUAGGAUAUCUCUCUGUAUCUCCCAUAGCUACAGUACUAUAGACAUGAAUAUAGGAUAUCUCUCUGUAUCUCCCAUAGCUACAGUACUAUUGACAUGAAUAUAGGAUAUCUCUCUGUAUCUCCCAUAGCUACAGUACUAUUGACAUGAAUAUAGGAUAUCUCUCUGUAUCUCCCAUAGCUACAGUACUAUAGACAUGAAUAUAGGAUAUCUCUCUGUAUCUCCCAGUGCUACAGUACUAUUGACAUGAAUAUAGGAUAUCUCUCUGUAUCUCCCAUAGCUACAGUACUAUUGACAUGAAUAUAGGAUAUCUCUCUGUAUCUCCCAGUGCUACAGUACUAUAGAUAUGAAUAUAGGAUAUCUCUCUGUAUCUCCCAUAGCUACAGUACUAUAGAUAUGAAUAUAGGAUAUCUCUCUGUAUCUCCCAUAGCAACAUUACUAUAGACAUGAAUAUAGGAUAUCUCUCUGUAUCUCCCAUAGCUAUAGUACUAUAGACAUGAAUAUAGGAUAUCUCUCUGUAUCUCCCAUAGCUAUAGUACUAUAGACAUGAAUAUAGGAUAUCUCUCUGUAUCUCCCAUAGCUACAAUACUAUAGACAUGCAUAAGGAUAUCUCUGUAUCUCCCAUAGCUACAGUACUAUAGACAUGAAUAUAGGAUAUCUCUCUGUAUCUCCCAUAGCUACAGUACUAUAGACAUGAAUAUAGGAUAUCUCUCUGUAUCUCCCAUAGCUACAGUACUAUAGACAUGAAUAAGGAUAUCUCUGUAUCUCCCAGUGCUCUUGAGGAAGUGUCUGAGUGUGAUAUCCCUGGACACUGAGACCUGUUACAUCUGGUUCCUUCCUGUCUCUCCCUGACGGAGCAGAGCGGUUUAAUUUAUUCUGACACUUCGCUAUAACACCCGUCUCCUCAGGGGCCUUUCUGGGUUCUCAGCUCUCCUCUGCUCUCGACUGUCAGAUUGAUUCUGUUCUUUUCUCUCAUCCACAUAUGACCACUACGCUCACUGCCACCUCCGCAAGGAGGCCUUCAGAUAUACUAUAUGGCCACUCUCACUGCCACCUCCGCAAGGAGGCCUUCAGAUAUACUAUAUGGCCACGCUCACUGCCACCUCCGCAAGGAGGCCUUCAGAUAUACUAUAUGGCCACGCUCACUGCCACCUCCGCAAGGAGGCCUUCAGAUAUACUAUAUGGCCACUCUCACUGCCACCUCUGCAAGGAGGCCUUCAGAUAUACUAUAUGGCCACUCUCACUGCCACCUCCGCAAGGAGGCCUUCAGAUAUAAUAUAUGGCCACUCUCACUGCCACCUCCGCAAGGAGGCCUUCAGAUAUACUAUAUGGCCACUCUCACUGCCACCUCCGCAAGGAGGCCUUCAGAUAUACUAUAUGGCCACUCUCACUGCCACCUCCGCAAGGAGGCCUUCAGAUAUACUAUAUGGCCACUCUCACUGCCGACUUCCGCAAGGAGGCCUUCAGAUAUACUAUAUGGCCACUCUCACUGCCACCUCCGCAAGGAGGCCUUCAGAUAUACUAUAUGGCCACUCUCACUGCCACCUCCGCAAGGAGGCCUUCAGAUAUACUAUAUGGCCACUCUCACUGCCACCUCCGCAAGGAGGCCUUCAGAUAUACUAUAUGGCCACUCUCACUGCCACCUCCGCAAGGAGGCCUUCAGAUAUACUAUAUGGCCACUCUCACUGCCACCUCCGCAAGGAGGCCUUCAGAUAUACUAUAUGGCCACUCUCACUGCCACCUCCGCAAGGAGGCCUUCAGAUAUACUAUAUGGCCACUCUCACUGCCACCUCCGCAAGGAGGCCUUCAGAUAUACUAUAUGGCCACUCUCACUGCCACCUCCGCAAGGAGGCCUUCAGAUAUACUAUAUGGCCACUCUCACUGCCACCUCCGCAAGGAGGCCUUCAGAUAUACUAUAUGGCCACUCUCACUGCCACCUCCGCAAGGAGGCCUUCAGAUAUACUAUAUGGCCACUCUCACUGCCACCUCCGCAAGGAGGCCUUCAGAUAUACUAUAUGGCCACUCUCACUGCCACCUCCGCAAGGAGGCCUUCAGAUAUACUAUAUGGCCACUCUCACUGCCACCUCUGCAAGGAGGCCUUCAGAUAUACUAUAUGGCCACUCUCACUGCCACCUCCGCAAGGAGGCCUUCAGAUAUACUAUAUGGCCACUCUCACUGCCACCUCUGCAAGGAGACCUUCAGAUAUACUAUAUGGCCACUCUCACUGCCACCUCCGCAAGGAGGCCUUCAGAUAUACUAUAUGGCCACUCUCACUGCCACCUCUGCAAGGAGACCUUCAGAUAUACUAUAUGGCCACUCUCACUGCCACCUCUGCAAGGAGGCCUUCAGAUAUACUAUAUGGCCACUCUCACUGCCACCUCCGCAAGGAGGCCUUCAGAUAUACUAUAUGGCCACUCUCACUGCCACCUCCGCAAGGAGGCCUUCAGAUAUACUAUAUGGCCCCUCUCACCUCCGCAAGGAGGCCUUCAGAUAUACUAUAUGGCCACUCUCACUGCCACCUCCGCAAGUAGGCCUUCAGAUAUACUAUAUGGCCACUCUCACUGCCACCUCCGCAAGGAGGCCUUCAGAUAUACUAUAUGGCCACUCUCACUGCCACCUCCGCAAGGAGGCCUUCAGAUAUACUAUAUGGCCCCUCUCACCUCCGCAAGGAGGCCUUCAGAUAUACUAUAUGGCCACUCUCACUGCCACCUCCGCAAGGAGGCCUUCAGAUAUACUAUAUGGCCCCUCUCACCUCCGCAAGGAGGCCUUCAGAUAUACUAUAUGGCCCCUCUCACCUCCGCAAGGAGGCCUUCAGAUAUACUAUAUGGCCACUCUCACUGCCACCUCUGCAAGGAGGCCUUCAGAUAUACUAUAUGGCCACUCUCACUGCCACCUCUGCAAGGAGGCCUUCAGAUAUACUAUAUGGCCACUCUCACUGCCACCUCCGCAAGGAGGCCUUCAGAUAUACUAUAUGGCCACUCUCACUGCCACCUCCGCAAGGAGGCCUUCAGAUAUACUAUAUGGCCCCUCUCACCUCCGCAAGGAGGCCUUCAGAUAUACUAUAUGGCCACUCUCACUGCCACCUCCGCAAGGAGGCCUUCAGAUAUACUAUAUGGCCACUCUCACUGCCACCUCCGCAAGGAGGCCUUCAGAUAUACUAUAUGGCCACUCUCACUGCCACCUCCAUGAUGAGGCCCUCAGACAUGACUCCUCUGACUGCCACCUCCAUGAGGAGGAGGCCCUCUUACAGUGAGGGAAAAAAGUAUUUGAUCCCCUGCUGAUUUUGUUUUCCCACUGACAAAGAAAUGAUCAGUCUAUAAUUUUAAUGGUAGGUUUAUUUGAACAGUGAGAGACAGAAUAACAACAAAAAAAUCCAAAAAAACGCAUGUCAAAAAUGUUAUAAAUUGAUUUGCAUUUUAAUGAGGGAAAUAAGUAUUUGACCCCCUCUCAGUCCGAAAGUUUUCUGGCUCCCAGGUGUAUUUUAUACAGGUAACGAGCUGAGAUUAGGAGCACACUCUUAAAGGGAGUGCUCCUAAUCUCAGCUUGUUACCUGUAUAAAAGACACCUGUCCACAGAAGCAAUCAAUCAAUCAGAUUCCAAACUCCACCAUGGCCAAGACCAUAGAGCUCUCCAAGGAUUUCAGGGACAAGAUUGUAGACCUACACAAGGCUGGAAUGGGCUACAAGACCAUCGCCAAGCAGCUUGGUGAGAAGGUGACAACAGUUGGUGCGAUUAUUCGCAAAUGGAAGAAACACAAAAUAACUGUCAAUCUCCCUCGGCCUGGGGCUCCAUGCAAGAUCUCACCUCGUGGAGUUCCAGUGAUCAUGAGAACUGUGAGGAAUCAGCCCAGAACUACACGGGAUGAUCUUGUCAAUGAUCUCAAGGCAGCUGGGACCAUAGUCACCAAGAAAACAAUUGGUAACACACUACGCCGUGAAGGACUGAAAUCCUGCAGCGCCCGCAAGGUCCCCCUGCUCAAGAAAGCACAUAUACAGGCCCGUCUGAAGCUUGCCAAUGAACAUCUGAAUGAUUCAGAGGAGAACUGGGUGAAAGUGUUGUGGUCAGAUGAGACCAAAAUGGAGCUCUUUGGCGUCAACUCAACUCGCCGUGUUUGGAGGAGGAGGAAUGCUGCCUAUGACCCCAAGAACACCAUCCCCACCGUCAAACAUGGAGAUGGAAACAUUAUGCUUUGGGGGUGUUUUUCUGCUAAGGGGACAGGACAACUUCACCGCAUCAAAGGGACGAUGGACAGUGCCAUGUACUGUCAAAUCUUGGGUGAGAACCUCCUUCCCUCUGCCAGGGCAUUGAAAAUGGGUUGUGGAUGGGUUUUCCAGCAUGACAAUGACCCAAAACACAUGGCCAAGGCAACAAAGGAGUGGCUCAAGAAGAAGCACAUUAAGGUCCUGGAGUGGCCUAGCCAGUCUCCAGACCUUAAUCCCAUAGAAAAUCUGUGGAAGGAGCUGAAGGUUCGAGUUGCCAAGCGUCAGGCUCGAAACCUUAAUGACUUGGAGAAGAUCUGCAAAGAGGAGUGGGACAAAAUCCCUCCUGAGAUGUGUGCAAACCUGGUGGCCAACUACAAGAAACGUCUGACCUCUGUGAUUGCCAACAAGGGUUUUGCCACCAAGUACUAAGUAAUGUUUUGCAGAGGGGUCAAAUACUUAUUUCCCUCAUUAAAGUGCAAAUCAAUUUAUAACAUUUUUGACAUAUGUUUUUCUGGAUUUUUUUGUUGUUAUUCUGUCUCUCACUGUUCAAACCUACCAUUAAAAUUAUAGACUGAUCAUGUCUUUGUCAGUGGGCAAACGUACAAAAUCAGCAGGGGAUCAAAUACUUUUUUCCCUCACUGUAUAUAUUGUUUGACCACUCUCACCUCCAGCUCAUUAAAACCUCUCUGCACUCAUCAACAAACUGACUCAUUCCUUUUCUCUCUGUUUGGGUUUUCCAUUAAGGUCUGAGGGUGUGUUUGUUCCCACGCUGCCUCUCUGUAACACCACACAACACGUCCACAGAGCUUUGUCAACAGUCCUGGCUGGAUUCUCCACUAACAACAUUACUCUCUACUUAUCUACUGUGUCCAUGAUUCACUACUACAUUGUUAAUGAUGAUACACCAUUGACAUCUUCAUGAUAGUGUUUAAUACAUUCUGACAGGGUUUUACCCAUCUGGUUCUUACAAGUGUUUUUUCUCUGUAUAAAAUGAUAGUGCUUCCUGCUGUCAUUGGUUUGUGUAAUGUCACCUUUUUAAAGUUAUGUUAUAUGCUAAUGUGAUGCUAUUGCGUAUGUAGGUGUGGUUUGUGAUGAGUAUUGUGUUGGUGUUGGCGUUUGUCACUCAGAUCAGUUCUUCUGAGAUGUGGGGCUCUUUGAGUCUGUAGGAGUGUUUAUCAAAUCUGUGUGUUACGUUUGUAUUGUGAUUGUAUCUGUGGGUGUGUGUCAGUGUAUGUAUAAAAUCUGUGUAUUUACAUUAAGUGUGUGUGUGUGUGUGUUUCAGAUAAACACCGGACAGGUGGGGGCUCUACUGGGUCGGCUGCCCUGUACCUUCAGACAGGAGCUGACAGGGGUGGGCGCCAGCCUGGAGAAACGCUGGAAGUUCUGUGGUUUCGAGGGCAUCAAGACCACAUAG
Messenger RNA from Coregonus sp. 'balchen', 15736 nucleotides. The record is from the annotation of a GenBank genome assembly. Lineage: Eukaryota; Metazoa; Chordata; Actinopteri; Salmoniformes; Salmonidae.